Polyodon spathula (Mississippi paddlefish) is the source of this 2204-nucleotide messenger RNA. It is a transcript of the gene syvn1, whose product is annotated as synovial apoptosis inhibitor 1, synoviolin. The transcript has 14 exons. Gene Ontology annotation, cellular component: cytoplasm. The annotation marks the transcript as partial. The record is from RefSeq and is a predicted model, not a curated record. NCBI's taxonomy places the organism in Eukaryota, Metazoa, Chordata, Actinopteri, Acipenseriformes, Polyodontidae.
CUUUCUCAGGUGCUGUACAUCCAGGCCUUUGUGCUCAUCUUCCUGCUCGGGAAGUUCAUGCGCAAAGUCUUCUUCGGACAGCUCCGCGCCGCUGAGAUGGAGCACCUGAUUGAGCGCUCCUGGUAUGCAGUGACAGAGACCUGUCUUGCCUUCACCGUUUUCAGGGAUGAUUUCUCUCCUCGCUUCGUGGGGCUCUUCACCCUCCUCCUCUUCCUCAAGUGCUUCCACUGGCUGGCGGAGGACCGCGUUGACUUCAUGGAGAGGAGCCCGAACAUAUCCUUCCUGUUCCAUUUCAGGGUUGCCACUCUGUUGGCCCUGCUCGCCACGCUGGACUUUGUGUUCGUGACUCACGCCUGUCACAGCAUCAUGACUCGGGGAGCCUCGGUGCAGCUCGUCUUCGGAUUCGAGUAUGCUAUCCUGAUGACGAUGGUACUGACAACUUUCAUCAAGUAUUUCCUGCACACCCUCGACCUGCAGAACGACAACCCGUGGGAGAACAAGGCCGUGUACAUGCUGUACACUGAGCUGUUCACAGGGUUCAUCAAGGUGCUUCUCUACAUGGCCUUCAUGACGAUCAUGAUCAAGGUGCACACCUUCCCUCUCUUCGCUAUCCGGCCCAUGUACCUGGCCAUGAGGCAGUUCAAGAAAGCCGUGACGGACGCGGUCAUGUCAAGAAGAGCGAUUCGCAACAUGAACACGCUGUACCCGGAUGCCACGCCGGAGGAGCUGCAGGCCACGGAUAACGUCUGCAUCAUCUGCAGGGAGGAGAUGGUGACGGGAGCCAAGAGGCUGCCCUGCAACCACAUCUUCCACUGCAGUUGCCUGCGUUCCUGGUUCCAGCGCCAGCAGACCUGCCCCACGUGUCGGAUGGACGUGCUUCGCGCCACGCUGCCCAAUCAGACGCAGGCUCCGCCCCCUGCGCAGCAGCCAGUCCCGCCCCCUCCCCAGCACCAACCUGCACCCCCGCCAGCCAACAUGCCUCAGGGAAUGAUGCCUCCCUUCCCUCCUGGGAUGUUUCCUUUCUGGGGACCGUUCCCUGCUGUGGCCCCUCCUGCAGCACCCCCCAGCGCAGUGCAGACGCCCCCCGAGACCACCCAGCCUUCCGGAGCAGCUCCCAGUACCUCUCGGCCCAGCCAAGCUGGGCAGGACACUCCUCCCAGCGCUGCUAUCCCAGGGUUCCCCUUCUCCUUCCCUCCUCCCUUCCCAUCAGCCCCCUGGAUGGGCAUGCCGCCGCCCCCCCCCUUCGGGAUGUCUGUGCCGCUGCCCCCUGCUGGUUUCUCCGGUCUCUCUGAGGAGGAGCUGAGGUUGAUGGAGGGUCACGAGCGCAGGAACCUGGAGGCGCGUCUGCAGACUCUUCAAAACAUCCACACCCUGCUGGACGCGGCCAUGCUGCAGAUCAACCAGUACCUGAGCGUGCUGGCCAGCAUGGGCCCUCCCAGGCCCACGCCCCCCAGCACAGACCCAGCCGAGGGGUCUGAGCGCGAGACAUUGCCCCCUGCAGGAGCCUCCGGGAACACGACCGACGCCUCACACGUGGAGAGUGGCGGGGAGCUGGAAGGGGCUGUGGGGUUCACCCCCCCUCCCCCCGACUCCACCACUGUGGGAGAGGAGGAGGAGGAGGAGGAGGAAGGGGAGGGGGCACCGAGCACAGCUGAGCUGCGGAGGAGACGACUGCGCAAACUGGAGACCACGGUGCCCCCUGCUGAACACUGACACCUACUGCAGCGCAGCGUCGCGCUCUCGCUCUCCCAGGCAGCCCCAAACUCUGAGCUUUUCAUUCUCAGUUCUGCUGAUAAAGCUGUUUUAGUCGGUGAAGCAGACAGGCGUGUGUUGUUUUUUUUAUGUCCAGUUUCUUUGGUUUCAAGAUCUCAAAGCCGCUUGUCUGCAUUCAGCUCUCUGCGGAUUGAAAAGAAAUAUCUGACAGACUCUGAUAUACUGAGGUUUAGAGAAGCACUGGAAACUGGAGAGGAGAGCAGGGAGGGUAGGUUAAGACGAGGGUGGGAUAGAAAUAUAGGGGGGUAAGAAAUAUAAAUUAAGGGAGAGAGAGAAGGGGAGUGUGUCCCAGUCCCCCCCCCCCUGCUUUCACCUUACAAGGGUUCUGGGGGAGGUGAGAUUCCCCCCUAGUGCUGAUGUGUAUUUUUGGGGAGUGAUUUAAUUUCUGUAUUUGCAUUAUUUUGGAUGUCUUUGUUUUUUCAGUUUUUUUU